GGGCACUGUUUGUAAAUGGAUGUAGAUCUAAUGUUAUUAAUGUGAUAGAAAAGUAACGUAAAGUGUAGCACGAUGAAUAUACGUGUAAAACAACCAGUAGUUAUUGGAAACUGUUAUAGAGGGCAACCUAAUCGACUAUGGGAAGUUUUUAUUUUGAAGUGGUUCCUGGUAGCUGUCGCCUGCCUUAUUGCCGCAGGUGCUGUAACAGUAUACUUGGCACACUACUUCAUGAAGACACGCUAUACGUCAACGAAUGUCACUGGCGUAACGGCACAACACAGUGAUCUGAAUACAUACAAGGGCCAGUUACAAGACAUGGAAGAUGGUUACUCAUUAUUUAAACAAGAAGAUAUGACACAAAUACGUAAAACUGAUGGAUUGACUGGCAGUCAACAAAUGAGAAAACAUAGUACAAAGCUUGUGUGUUAUUAUACAUUUCCAGGACCAGAUGGUUUGGUGCCAGACAAAAUCGAUCCUUUUCUUUGCACUCACAUUAACAUUGCAGCAGUUGGUAUAAAUAAUAGCAAGCUGGAACCACUUAGUGAAGAAAGACAAGAAGUCAUUAAGUCUCUUGUUGGUCUCAAAAUUCGUAACAAAAAUCUUAAAGUUAUUCUGUCUGUGAUUGGUAUGCCAGGUGGAUUUGGAGAUAUGGUUUCAAAGUCAUCAUCCAGGAGAAUCUUCAUCAAAGAUUUGUUGUGGACACUGUCAUACUAUUCAUUGGAUGGUGUUGAUUUUGACUGGGAAUUCCCCGCUUGGCCUGGUAAAAUUUCAGAACGCAAAAAAUUUAUUAUUUUUUUGAAGGAGCUGCAAGGUGCAGUUCAGAAAAGUCAACUAAACACUAUUGUGAGUGUAGCUGUUGCAGCACAAAAGACGAUUGUGGAUGUUUCAUAUGAUAUUCCUGAAAUGAACAAAUACAUUGAUUACGUAAAUCUCAUGGCAUAUGACUACCACUUUUAUACUGAGUAUACCCCAUUGACUGGGCCUAAUGCUCCAUUAUAUAGCCUUCCAAGUGACAAGGGUUACAUGUCCACACUCAACACAAAUUGGUCUUCACUUUACUGGCAUGAUAGAGGCAUGCCUAAGAACAAGAUCGUCGUUGGAAUACCAACUUAUGGCCAUUCCUUCUGGGACUUAGUGGCCAUUAAAAUGCACCAAUUUGAGGAAGGUAUCAUGAAGGAAAUUGUUUUGGCCUCAGCAUACCGUCCUUAUGAAGACAGCUCUCCUCCUUCCUUGGAGGUGAGGAGACUCGUAGAGACUUGCCAUCAGCAAGGUGGCAACUGCUGGUGGGAUGCGACGCCAGCGCCCACAACCAAGUGUGGGGCAGCAAGGACACCAACAGUAGAGGCAAAGUAUAUCGCCAGUGGCUCUUAUGGAGGAGCAAUGGUAUUUUCUCUCAACGUAGACGACCAUCAAGGUGUGUGUGCUGGUACAACAUUCUUGCUGACAACACAGAUAAGGAAUAUUCUAGGAGUUUCUUGGCAUUAAGAUGAUACCAACUUCUCUUGUAAGCAGUCUACCAUGAUAAGACAUCAACAAAACACAAGUGGAUGAAGUUCACUGAAACAGAAUUGAAUGAAGUGUUUAGUUCAGUACUGUUUACAGGCAGAAAUAAAUCAACUUUGUCACUUUUCAAAGUUGUUUAUAAGCCCAAGAUGCUUAGAAGGUCUGUAAUUGAAGACAGAUAACCUGUAUUAUUGGUGUUACAGAUGAAGUUCAAAUAGUUUGUGUUUGCAUGCAUCCAACUAUAAAUGACACACAGCUUUUACUUUCAGUUACAUUUUUAGUACCAUUUGACAACCCCAAGUGUGGUCUAGGCCAUUGCAGCAACUAAUGUCAGGUGGCAAAAGUGAUGCAGUUACUUCUCAGUUGAAACACAGAACUUGUCUUCACAGAGCUGUACAUUGGCUUGCUUGUAAUAUUAAAUUGACCAACAAAUAGAAAAGUGUGAAUUUGAGAAAAAAUAUGACAAGUUGUUUAUUGGGAUCAGCUAUGAAUUCAUUCAACAUGGUGAAUCAGUGUGUAGUAUCCUGAAGUACUUACUUGGAAAUUUGCAAAGAAGUACAUUCAUGAUCAUGCAGUACAGGCUCUCACAGCCAGUGUAGGCACAAGUAUUUUUCUUAGAACAUGGCAUAAUUCCCAGAAACCCCAUGUCAGUAGGGAAGUAUAUUCAUGAUCACAGUCCAUGAGGAAUUUCCAAUUUACAGUUGGACUGUACCAGCGUGUACCUAGUUUAUAUCCCUUGCCUCUCAUUUUAUCAAGGAGCAUGAAUAUUGUGGUGAUCCACAAACUUGGAUCACAGGUUGGAUUGUCAAGCAAUUCAGUUAGAUUCCAGUUUAAACACAAAUGUUAUGUAACUGAAUGUUAAUAAAAUUUUAAUUACAGUUCUA
This is a messenger RNA of Schistocerca nitens (vagrant locust), 2387 nucleotides long. RefSeq names its product acidic mammalian chitinase (gene Cht11). The record is from RefSeq and is a predicted model, not a curated record. The transcript is spliced from 8 exons. Gene Ontology annotation, cellular component: extracellular region. Gene Ontology annotation, biological process: chitin catabolic process; carbohydrate metabolic process. NCBI's taxonomy places the organism in Eukaryota, Metazoa, Arthropoda, Insecta, Orthoptera, Acrididae. Gene Ontology annotation, molecular function: chitinase activity; chitin binding. The coding region runs from base 73 to 1485 and encodes 470 amino acids.